UCCACUCAGCAGUCUCACUGUACAACAAGGAAAACUGUCAGGAUCAGAGGUGUCAGUAUGAGGAUGCUUUUAGGGUUCAUCCUGUGCACCAUGGUGCAUCUUCUGAACUUUGGGACCUGCACUGCAGUGAGAUCAGAGUUGAAGAUCACAACCAUUAAGCAAGACCCAUACACCAUGUCCAAAGGCUCCCAGCUGGAGGGCUACUGCAUGGACCUGCUGUCGGAGCUCUCCAAGAAGCUCGGCUUCAAAUACAGCGUUCACCUGGUGAAGGACAACAACUACGGGCGUCAGGAUGACAAUGGCGACUGGAACGGCAUGAUCGGAGAGGUGGUGAGAGGGGAAGCGGACCUGGCUAUCGCUCCCCUGACCCUGACCGCGGCGAGGGAGAAGGCUGUGGCCAUGACCAAGCCAUUCAUGCAGACAGGAAUCAGCAUUCUGCUGAAGAAGGAUAUCGUGGAGGAGGCCGGCUUCUUUGACUUCCUGAGUCCUUUCUCAGCAGAGACCUGGGGGGGCAUUCUCCUGGCCUACCUGGGAACCUCUGCCUGCAUCUUCAUUGUAGCCAGACUGAGCCCAUGUGAAUGGAGCCAGCCCCAGACAGAGGAGAACAGCUUCACCCUGCUGCACAGCCUGUGGUACACUGCUGGAGCCCUCACCUUACAAGGUGCCGGGCCCCACCCUAAGGCUCUGUCAGGGCGGGUCAUCUGCUGCACCUGGUGGCUGUUUGCUCUCGUGCUCCUGGCCUGCUACUUCUCCAACCUGAGCUCCUCCCAGUCCUCUGACUCCACCUCCCUGUCGGUGAAAGGGUUUGAGGACUUGGCCAACCAGGAAGCGAUUGAGUUUGGGACCCUGGCUGGUUCCUCGACACUAGCCUUCUUCAAGAACUCAAACAAUCCAGCCUACCGCAGGAUCUACGAGCACAUGGAGAGAAGCAAGAGUUUUGUCUCAUCAAUGGACGAGGGUGUCCGGCGAGCCAGGGAGGGCAACUUUGCCUUUAUUGGGGAGUCUGUCUCCCUUGACCUGGCGGUGGCCCGCCACUGUGACCUUGUGCGAGCCCACGAGGUCAUCGGGAUGAGGGGCUACAGCAUCGCAGCCACGCUAGGCUCUCCCUUACUAAAGAACCUGAGUGUGGCCAUCCUCCAGCUGAGUGAGGCUGGGGAGUUGGCCUACCUGCGCAGUAAGUGGUGGGCCAGCAGCUGUGUGACCGACACGGCCAAAGCCUCGGCCCUGCAUCCCCACAGCCUCAAGGGGAUGUUCCUGAUUCUGGGCCUGGGCCUGGGGCUGGGGGUCCUGCUGGCUCUCCUGGAGCUCACCUCCAAGACCCGGAGCAGUGCUGGGGAGCAGAGGAAGUCCUGCUGUAUUGUUUUGUCUGAUGAACUGAGUCAGCGUCUGAGGAGCAGCAAUGUGAACAGGAGCCAGGAGGACAAGGCUUGAGAGGCCACGCACACACACCACGCUCACCACACACACCACACGCACACCACGCUUACCACACACACCACGCACACACUACACACCACACACACACCACACACUCACUCACCUCCAUAUAAACAUACUAACAUGAGACAUGCACUUGGAUGUUUUCCUAUUCAGCAUAGAUAGACCUGGGGGUUGAUUGUGCCGGUGUACAACUGAAUCAAGUCUAUGAUAACUCAUUCUGAAUUAUAGUGAUCUUUCAAAAUAUAUCCUUAACUGGGAUUUCACCAAGAAUUGCUGACCUUCUUUGAGUGAUGGACAUUAAGAGUUUAUUCAUUGGGAUGUGGCUGCAAAAUAGUGCUCUUGUAUUUCAUUGUAAAACAUGCUGUAAUUUGUUUAGAGCUAACCAAGUGAAAAUGACAUGAGUCUUGCAACAGAAAAUGGAAAUACGUCAAAAAGAAUUUAAUGGUUUUGUCGCUUAGAUGAUGAGUCCAUAACAUACUAAAUAUUAUGUUUUUGUCAAUUAACAAUACUACAGUUUGUUCAAAGGAAAACAUGUAGAAGAGCAUUUGAAUGAGAACCAUGUGAAUGGUUACUGAUACAAUUUUCAGUGCUGAAUUAGAUGUGAGUUAAAUACUAAAAAACAUUUUUAACAGAGUUUUAGUUUUGUGUUGGGUAUUCGGUUUCACAUCAUAUAAAUUGACAUUGUACAUUGACCUACUUUUGAACAAUUGGCAUCACACUAUUUGAACAGUAACUGAAACAGUAAAUUCUUUGGUUCACUCGUUUUGGUCAUUACAGAUCACAUGUAUAAACAGAAACACCAGAGUAUGUGGCUGUAAACUGUACGGCACAUUGUCAAAAGAAUAAAAAACAACCUAAUGAUA
This is a messenger RNA of Hypomesus transpacificus, 2303 nucleotides long. RefSeq names its product glutamate receptor U1-like. Gene Ontology annotation, molecular function: transmitter-gated monoatomic ion channel activity involved in regulation of postsynaptic membrane potential; AMPA glutamate receptor activity. The record is from RefSeq and is a predicted model, not a curated record. Gene Ontology annotation, cellular component: dendritic spine; postsynaptic membrane; AMPA glutamate receptor complex. Gene Ontology annotation, biological process: synaptic transmission, glutamatergic; modulation of chemical synaptic transmission; monoatomic ion transport. The coding region runs from base 58 to 1431 and encodes 457 amino acids. Lineage: Eukaryota; Metazoa; Chordata; Actinopteri; Osmeriformes; Osmeridae. The transcript is spliced from 10 exons.